AUGGAAAAAAACAAGUAUUUCUGUAUUUGUCACUUGCCCAUUUCCAAAAUAGCCGAUGAGGAAAAUAAUCCAACAGCAUAUGUAAAUGUAUUAUUAAAUGUUGCUAGCGUUGAUGCAGCCGGUAUAACUACAAGCAAUGCAGAGUCUACUGUUUCAGCUGAAAAGGAAACAGAAGAACUCCACUGCAAAGAAACACUGCAAUUGAGGCUCGAAAAUAAUUCACUAGCGAUGUAUUUUGACAACAUGAAGAAGGGCGGUUUGACAUCCAUCUCACAACUGGAAGAUAUCACUGAAGGAGAUGCUGAAGCAGAUCUUGGGAUGACUAAGUUCCAAGCAAGAUGCCUCUUAUGA
Paramuricea clavata is the source of this 351-nucleotide messenger RNA. NCBI's taxonomy places the organism in Eukaryota, Metazoa, Cnidaria, Anthozoa, Malacalcyonacea, Plexauridae. The record is from the annotation of a GenBank genome assembly.